UGGCAUAAGCAACAUGGCGGCUUUGGAAAACGAAGAAGUCCGGAAGUUGAUGAGAGAAGUUCCAACAAGUCCUCAACAACAGGCGUGGAGCUCCACUCUGGACCAGGAAGAAACAGAAGUUGUGCAUAUUAAAGAAGAAGAAGGAGAAGACGAGGAUGAUAUCACAAAUUUCACUAUCACUCGUGUCCUUAUUAAAAGUGAAGCUGAAUCAGAUGAAGAUCCAUCAUUAGAUUUUCAUGAGAUAGAAGACGAACCUCAAACCAGCAGCUCGGCUCAACACAUAGAGACAGAUGCAGAUCUAGACUCUGUGCACCAGGGGUCGCUCUCUUCAGAUUCCGACACUGAUGAGUUGGACGGCUGGAGGAAAACUACUCAUUCUCAAUCAAGUCCAAACCCUGUGGACAAUCAAAGCGUCCCUGUGGGUGAGAAGACCAAUGAUGGCAAAUCUCCGACCUGCUGUGACUGCGGGAAAAGAUGCUCCUCGUGGUCCGGCCUGACGAAGCACAGAGACUCCUGCACUGGGAGACCUUUAUCCUGCUUGGUCUGUGGGAAAGCCUUCACACAUAGAGGAACUCUUAAUAUUCACUUACGAAUUCACACUGGGGAGAAACCGUUCAACUGCCCAGUAUGUGGCAAGUGUUUCAAUCAAAGACAGCAUCUGAAGAGACACAUACGGACCCACAGUGGAGAGAAACCAUACUACUGCUCACUGUGUGAUAAACAAUUCAUGGAGAGAAGAAGUCUAAAGGCCCAUAUGAUCAGUCACACCAGAGAGAAGCCGAGUGAUUAUUCACAAUAUGAUGUCCAACAGCUGCUGGUCAAUACAGAAGAGGUUUCCCCUGAGCUGCAGGACUCCAGCUCCAGUGCAACCCAUGAGGAACCAGAACAUCUACAUGUUAAAGAAGAAGAGGAUGAAAGCUCCCAGGUCCAAUUCAGUCCCGUUCUUGUGAAGAGUGAAGAUGAUGAAGAUGAGUCAUCGCCGGUUCAUCAUACAGAGGAGGAGCCUCCAGACAACAGCUUGACAAAACACUUAAAGAUAAAGGUUGUUGGGGAAAACAGUGGAGGCUCAACUCCAGCCAGCUGCUUGGAUCCACAUUCUGACCAGCAGAAGUUGCACUCUUCUGAAUGUGACACCGAUAACGGUGAAUUCUGGAGGGAAUCAAGCAAUGAAUCAGCUUCAAAUUCCCUGGACAACCCAGACAUCAAUGAGAAGACAGAUGAGGACAAGUCCCUGACCUGCUCUGGGUGUGGGAGACAAUGCUCCUCCAAGUCUGGUCUGACUGGACACAAAAAAACAUGCAGCGGCGAAAAGUAUUUCACCUGUCCGGUUUGUGGAAAAUACUUCACUAAGAAAGAUAACCUAAAGGCUCACAUGAGAAUUCACACCGGCGAGAGACCGUUUAUCUGCUCACAAUGUGGCAAAUGUUUUAAUCAGCGAGAGCAUAUGGUUCGACACAUGCGCAUUCACACCGGAGAAAAGCCGUAUGGCUGCUCACAGUGCGACAAAAGUUUCAUUCAGAGAGAGGAUCUGAAAAGACACGAGCGAAUUCACACCAGAGAGAAACCGUACCCCUGCUUAGACUGUGGGAAAUGCUUUACCUCUACAGGCAGUCUGAAGAAACACACACGGAUUCACACAGGAGAGAAACCGUUCAGCUGUCCUCAGUGCGGCAAGUUUUUUAAUCAGAGUCAGCAUUUGAAAAGACACAUACGAAUUCACUUGGCGGAGAGAGAGUACCCCUGCUUAGAUUGUGGGAAAAGCUUCACCUCAGUAGGUAAUCUCAACAUACACAGGAUGAGUCAUGCUUCUGAGAGUGUGACGACUGAAGACUAGUUGGUGGCUACCAUGGAGUCGCCUUUCUCUGCUUAAAGGAAAAAAGCAUCGGCUCCUCUGUCACUGACAAAAAUCUAUCUCGUGCAGCAGCAUAUAACUUUAAUUAUCAUCUAUUAACUCCACAUCUAAAGUGCCCCACCUGUUAGUCUCCCUGGAUCAUCUUGAUACAUGAACACUACAAAGGAAAGAAUAACAGCAGGGUAGAGGUAGAGCUGCAUGUGAGCUGUUGAUGGACAGCCAGGUAUAUACAAAUGUUUUUGGUGUCUCAUGUAUGCUGGACUUGUUCAUAUGAGUGAGCUCUCAGGCAGAGGAGCUCAUGUCUGUGCAUGUAGUGGCGAGUUUUUCUGUUUGAGCUGAGAGUUGAUGUGAAAAUCAU
Synchiropus splendidus (mandarinfish) is the source of this 2210-nucleotide messenger RNA. RefSeq names its product zinc finger protein 287-like. The record is from RefSeq and is a predicted model, not a curated record. NCBI's taxonomy places the organism in Eukaryota, Metazoa, Chordata, Actinopteri, Syngnathiformes, Callionymidae. Gene Ontology annotation, biological process: regulation of transcription by RNA polymerase II. The transcript has 3 exons. The coding region runs from base 14 to 1834 and encodes 606 amino acids. Gene Ontology annotation, molecular function: RNA polymerase II cis-regulatory region sequence-specific DNA binding; DNA-binding transcription factor activity, RNA polymerase II-specific. Gene Ontology annotation, cellular component: nucleus.